Prunus armeniaca (apricot) is the source of this 534-nucleotide messenger RNA. The record is from the annotation of a GenBank genome assembly. NCBI's taxonomy places the organism in Eukaryota, Viridiplantae, Streptophyta, Magnoliopsida, Rosales, Rosaceae.
AUGGCAAAGUUGAAACAUCUCAUCAGCUGCAAGGCUCUAACAAAGCCACCAAAGGACCAGAAGCCACCACCAUUCACAGGAGGUUGUGUCGUCUUCAGGGAUGUUAUACAAGAAGGAAUCACAGUAGGAAGGCUAAAACUGGCAGAGAAACCCCCCUUAAAGAUAGGCAGACUAACGACAGAAGCCAGUACCAUCAGAAGCAAAAGAGUCACAAGGGAGGCUAAUCAAAGGCCAAAGGCAACCAUCUCGGCUGGGUUGGUUAUGUGCAGCAAGUGCAAGUGUGAAAGUGAGUUAGAAGUGACUCUGGACAGGCAGAGUCAGCCCACACCUAGCUUUUUUUACAGGAUUGGAACAUCAUACCAACAGGGCCCAGUUUCGACUCCAUCUAAAGGCGGAGUCAGACAAAAGGACUAUCUAAGGCCUGCCCAACGUAGCAGAAGAAUGACAGAGCAGCCAAAGAAGGAAAUACCAAUUAAGAUGCUUGGAAAUGACAAGCCAUUGUCAACUAUCAUAGUAGACCAACUUUGGAAUUAA